Hibiscus syriacus is the source of this 735-nucleotide messenger RNA. RefSeq names its product auxin-responsive protein SAUR72-like. NCBI's taxonomy places the organism in Eukaryota, Viridiplantae, Streptophyta, Magnoliopsida, Malvales, Malvaceae. Gene Ontology annotation, biological process: response to auxin. The transcript has a single exon. The coding region runs from base 125 to 538 and encodes 137 amino acids. The record is from RefSeq and is a predicted model, not a curated record.
CUCCUUCCUCCCUACUCUCUCCAACUUCUCCUUUCUUUACUCUUCUUCUUCAACCUCGAUAUCGUAUAAUAAUAGCUUCACCGUCACACUCCAAGGUAUCUUUUUCUUUUUCAUAAAACGCCAAAUGAAACAAUUCAUCCGUCGUCUCUCCCGCGUUGCCGAUACUUCCUCCCAGUACAGACUCCUCCGUUCCGACACCUCCACGCCCACGCGUCGAACCGAAUCAUUCCAUGUCGCCGUCUCCUCCUCGAAGAAGCCUGGACGCCUAUCCGUUCCCGAAGGUCACGUGCCGGUUUACGUGGGAGAAGAGAUGGAGCGGUUCGCCGUGAGCGCGGAGUUGCUGAACCAUCCGGUUUUCGUAGGAUUGCUAAACAAGUCGGCUCAGGAGUAUGGAUAUGAGCAGAAAGGGGUGCUUCAUAUUCCCUGUCACGUGCUGGUUUUCGAACGGGUCAUGGAAGCGUUGAGACUUGGGGUCGAGUCACAUGACCUUGAGGAUCUCCUCCGGUCUUUCCCGGGCGACUUUUUUUUCGACUUCUAGGAGGAGGAAAACGGUAACACGCUGUCGUUUUUAGUCCUGCAAAUAUAGAAGCUUAAAGGAAAAAGGAAAGAAAUAGGGUUUCCCCCCUUUCUGUUUUGGCUAGUCCUUUGAUGUAAGCUGUAAAGAGUGGACAGAAAUGGAGGAAUUGUUGUUCUAAUUUUAGUGAUGUUUAUACAAGUUACUCGAUUGUAUUUUGA